This is a messenger RNA of Miscanthus lutarioriparius, 597 nucleotides long. The record is from the annotation of a GenBank genome assembly. NCBI's taxonomy places the organism in Eukaryota, Viridiplantae, Streptophyta, Magnoliopsida, Poales, Poaceae.
AUGGCGUGCUGCGGCUCGAGGACGCGCUCGUGGGGAGGACCGGCACCGGCGGCGCGAUGUGCGAGGCGAGUGCUGCGGAGCUCGGCGCGAGGAGGUGCUGCGAGUCACGGCGGCCCGGCGAGGGCAGACCCUCCGGCAGCGGCGGACCCGGCGCGGAUGCUCGGCGACGGGGCAGCAGGGAGCCCCGACGCUGGAGGUGGAGCAACGCGAGGAGAAAUCGGCGGCGCUAGCAGAGCGGCGAAGGAGGCAGCCAUGGCGCACCGUGGUGGCUGCGGUCUCGGCCGGCGCUGCGGCACGGCGCGCCGAGGGCAGCAGGCCCGCGCGGAGUCAGGGAGGGGCGCGCUCGCGAGGGAGAAAGGAAGGGGUGCCGGUGAGCGGCUGCGGGCACGGCCAUGUCUGGCCGGGCGCACGGUUUGCUCGGCAGGCGAUGGGAGAGGAGCGUGGGGUAGUUCGGUCGUCGGCUUAAGCAAGAAGACAGCAGGCAGGCGUAUUCAAGAAGCCGAGGGAGGCCGACAGGGCAGCAUGACACCACGCGGAGAUAGGAUGGGGCGGUGCAGUGUGGCCGGCAGCGGCACAGCUGCACGCACAGGGAAAUGA